Molecule: messenger RNA, 1547 nt
Organism: Seriola dumerili (greater amberjack)
Lineage: Eukaryota; Metazoa; Chordata; Actinopteri; Carangiformes; Carangidae
Gene: pcgf2
Product: polycomb group ring finger 2
Exons: 9
Coding region: 105-1106 (333 amino acids)
Biological process (GO): negative regulation of transcription by RNA polymerase II
Cellular component (GO): PRC1 complex
Molecular function (GO): promoter-specific chromatin binding; metal ion binding
Source: RefSeq, a predicted model, not a curated record
GCCAUUUUCUGGCGCUGCUGCAAAUUCUGUUCAAGUCCAAAUAAUUUACCUGGAUCCUCGUUGGGAGGAGAGGGGAACCUUUAUGUCUAAACAGAUCUGUCCAGAUGGAUAAAAUGCAGCCCAACCGGAUUAAAAUCACAGAUCUGAACCCACACCUCACAUGCCCACUGUGCGCUGGUUACUUAAUUGAUGCUACAACCAUUGUAGAGUGUCUGCACUCCUUUUGUAAAACCUGCAUCGUUGCCUUCCUGGAGACAAAUAAGUUCUGUCCUCGAUGUGAUGUCCAGGUUCACAAGACGUGUCCACAGCUCAGCAUCAGAGCGGACAAAACUCUACAAGAUAUUGUUUAUAAGCUUGUUCCAGGGUUAUUCAAAGAUGAGAUGAAACGGAGGCGGGACUUCUACGCAGAGAAUCGUGUGCUGGAACCAGGGGAAGUGGUGGAGACGUUUAACAUUGCAGAGGAUGAAAUCAUCAGUCUGUCCAUACAGUUCUAUGAGAGGAACAAAAACAAUGAGAGGCAGCGUUCGGAGAUGGAAGGAGACAAGUCCAAUGGUAAACGCUUCCUGCAGUGCCCAGCAGCCAUGUCCGUCAUGCACUUAGCAAAGUUCCUCCGGAGCAAGAUGGAUAUUCCCAACAACUACCGGGUGGAGGUGUUGUAUGGGGAUGAGCCCUUGAAGGACUACUACACACUAAUGGAUAUUGCCUACUUCUACGAGUGGAGACGAACUGGACCCAUCCCCCUGCAGUAUCUAGUCAAACCCACCCGGAAGCGCAGGAGGCCGUCCCAGUCUGCUGCUCAGGGACACUCUGAUGGCGUCAACACCAGUCCGACGUCAGAGAGCGACUCCCAGAGCGACAAAGUCCACAGUCCUGCUGCAGCCCAGCCGCCCCGAUCCUCCUCGCAGUCCAGCCCUGCCUCCCACACCCCCUCUCCCACCAUCCAAAGCUCCAACGGUACCACUGUGCCCAACAACACUCAGCGACACACUCUCGCCUCCAAACAGGGCGCCAACGCUCGCAAGGUGACUGUCAAUGGCACAAGCUCUGGGGCCGGCAAAGAGGAGGCGAGGGGAGGUGACAAAAGCGGUUUGCCACCGGCGACCUAACGUGUGUACUGCGCAGCAGGGAGGACAGUGUUUGAAUUGCUCCCUUCUUUCUUUCUUCAGAGCAAAAAGACGAGCUUGAGUUCUUCUUCUGGACAAACGGGGGCCAGAUUACUGUUAUCACCUUUCAACAGGAGAGGUGCAGCCAAAUAGACACUUGUAUGUAUGUGCGUGUGUGUGUUUAUGUGUGUUAGACUAGAACGGUGCACACAUACAAACUGUACAGUAUGUAUCAAAUGUGAGCAUGUGUGCAUACAUAUGUAUAAACUUAUCUUUUAUACAAGAUAUUGUAAUCGUUUUGUAUUGUAUAUGCAGUGGGUCUGUUUCAUUUCCAGAGCUCUUUCAACAUUGAUUUGGCUUCCAUACAACGUGAGACAAAAUGCUGGGAGGCAUUGCAGUGCACAUCACUGCGCAAGUUGGAUGUAAAGAAAAAAAAAAAAAAAA